UCUAUUGGAUUAUGUUCCAUAUUAUCAAUUGUUUAAAAAACUGCAAAAUGUGCCAAAAUUUUGUGACGGCUUGUGGCGUCUUUCCUUUAUUCUAAUGCUGCACAAUAAGCCUGAGGUUGUGGAUUUGUAUCAUGCUGAAUAUGAUUUAAAUAUUGAGCUUUUUCAAAAGUGCACAAAUUUAAAAGAAUUGCAAGAACAUUUGCUUGAAAAAUUAAACUGCAAAACCGAAGUCGAAAAAUUAUUUCUGCUGCAAAAAAGUGUGGAUAUGUUUGUGGCCACUCGUAUAACUGAUUGGAGCAAAAUCGAAGAGCUUCAAUUAAGUGCAUUAGAACUUAUGGAGCAGGGAACAGAGAAUACAUUUUUGCAUUUAACCAAUAUAUUGAGCAGCCAUAACCAAAAAUUACAAGAUGACAAAAUAUUUGAUGAGAUUUUACAAAAGUGGAAUCAAUACAAUGAUGACUAUAAAAUGCAACGAGUUAUAGCCUGCAGAAUUUUUAGGUAUGCAGAAACAAACCUGAAUAUCGAUGAGAGGGUGAACCUAGUCCAUGAAAUCAUUAAAAAAUGCAAAAAAAUACUGAUUUUGGUACGCUUUUAUACAAUACUAAUUCAAUACCGAAAUAUAUGGUUUUACAAAACCUCAUUCGAGAAGGAGACCCAAUGACAGACUCAGAACGCAUUGAAUUUGCAUUGGCGAAAGAGCUAGCAUAUAGUUGUUAUACAAUAAGAAGAGAUGCUUUCAUCGAGUAUGCCUAUCGAUGGCCGUCAGAGACUUUAUAUGAAAUAUUUAAUAUGUUGAUACGUAUUAAUGUAAGCAUGAAUCGCAAUGGUGUGAUUUUAGAAAACUCUAAAGAGAAUAGAGUCCAAAUGCGAAUAUUAAGAGUCUUGUUGCACACGGAUCCAAACAGCAAAUUAUUUUGGACAAAUAAAUUAUGGCAGCUUCUGUUGUCCUCAUCUAGUCAACCGAAUAAAAUCUGCUUCCUAUACGAGUGUUUGGUGGCCGAACAAUUACCCUUCGAUGAAUCCCAUUUCGAACAAUUACUAGAGCGAAUUAAAUUAAUUUCCAACCUCGAAUCGAUUCAACAGGAUUCAAUAAUAUCAGUUCUUUACAUAUAUUGCAUGCGCAAAGGGGAUCUUUUAAAAGUGGAGCAUUUUCAAAGGGUCUUUGAAAUGUUGCUCAAUCAACAGAUGGACAAUUUGCAAUCAGAAACUCGAAGUUUUAUUCAAUUGGUUCUGCACAAGCUGGCUUUAAAGUGUGAGGAGAAAAAAAUCGUAGUUCCCAUGGCCGUUGCAUUAAAAACACCACCAAAUAUUGUAUUUGAGAAUAAGAUAAUACAGACCACCAUUGAAGUGCGACUGAUGCUUCCUGAAAUCAUGCACGCCUAUCCCUCCGACAUUAUAUUGCACAUAAUUAACGCACCAAUUGACGAGUAUCGAAGACCAGUCUGGGUGGAUCCUUAUCCGAUGCGUUUAUAUAAUCAGUUUCGAAAAGUCUUUGCACAAAAGAGUUGCACUUCGUGAUUGUAUUAUUAAUUUUUAAGAAUUUGCUACCACCAAAGAAAAAAAUAAACACACAUUAGCCAAACAACAAGUGUGUUUUCCUUAGGGGUCGACGAGCGACACGAUAAACAACAAAUUCUCUGCGCCUGCUCCGUCGUCACAAGCAACGGCUGCCGAAACCAAAUAAACACACUUGCCACCAACUGUCAGGUGGCAGAUGGCAGGUGGAAGUUGCAGGUCUUUUUAGUUAGUGCCAAGACACCACAAGCACAAAAUCAAAGCAAAAAUAGCAAUAAUAAACGUGCAGAAUGUGACACUUACACCGCAUAUGUGCGGGGCAAGGAAGAAUAAAGAAAAUAUUAGUGGCAACUAUCGUUACAUGGCAGCAGCACCUGCCUCAACCUCCAUCUAAAUCUCAAUAGUGUGUGUGGACGAAAUGGGUGGGUUGGUGGAGGAGUGGAACAGCGUCAACAUUCAUCAUUAUUUGGUCACCC
Molecule: messenger RNA, 1991 nt
Organism: Drosophila albomicans
Lineage: Eukaryota; Metazoa; Arthropoda; Insecta; Diptera; Drosophilidae
Exons: 4
Coding region: 562-1518 (318 amino acids)
Source: RefSeq, a predicted model, not a curated record